AUGUUAGCUGUCGAGACAAAUGACUGGGAUGUUAGUGAAACCUCUGUUGAGACUUCUCUUCUCAUGAGUACGACUCCUCGUCAUCACCCCAACACCCUGCUUCAGGGUCUUCUUUCUCCUAUCGCGGAGUCUUCAUACUCGAAUGCCACAAUAAAGUCACCCGUUAAGAAGGUUUUGAAUUGGGACUACGGAGGCUUUUUCUACGACCUCAAUUACAUUGGCUUCAAAUGUGCCAAGGAAAACUGUGAUAAGCAGUGCGCACAGGGGGAUAGCGAUACCCGCAUCUGUCCCGCUUGUGGGCCUUGCUCUGAGGUACGAUACUGCUCAGAGGAUCAUCUCAUCAUGGAUAUCAAGGCUCACUUUGCGAAAUGCGGCGAGUAUGGCCAGUCCACCUUCAUUCACCCUUGUCGAAUGAGCACUAUUCGGGAUGAGCAUAUUCGGGGACCUCCCAUGCUUCCCGCCGAGUUUACGGAGACGGACACUGUUGAGCGCCACCGGCAAGCAGUUUGGUUCAACUGUAUGCACCAUUAUGGGGAUUAUUUCAUCUUUUCAGACCAGUAUCAUCAGACGGUAGAUGCUCUGCAGGGACUUCAUUUUGUUCCUCUCUCCGAACUUGCUGUGCUUUUCUCAGGCGAAGAACGGGAUCGAUUCCGCCGAAGCUUGGCUUUGGCAUUCUUGGACGGCGGAAAAGCCCUAGAGCUAGUCGAGUACGUCUACCGCAUGAUCCGCGAUUACUUCCGCAAGGAGGGUAAGUGGAACAGCGAGCUUGAAGGUCAGGUUCACCACCAGUUGGCGUGGGAGUUGGGAUACACGCUGAAUCCCGCCGAGUUAGGCCUCCGACACGCCUGUGCGAAGGAUUGGUUUGGUGCGGAAGGAAUUUGCCGCGAUGAGAUUUGCAAAUUUGAGCGAGCCAGCCAUGGCUAUGACGAGUCCUAUGGCGGUUUGCAGAAGGGAUGUAUCCGAGCUGAAUCCAAGAACUGGCUGUUGCGCGCUGCUCGCUUCACCCACCCUUCGGGCUUGUCUAUUCAGGCCCGCACCAUGGGUGAGGGCUGGGGAAAUAUGGUUCCGAAAAUUGAUCGACGUCAAUUCCAUCGUGGGGAGGGAUGGGAUGGCUUUGGCUCUGGUCCCAUUGAGAUGGUGAAGAUGGAUUAA
Penicillium taxi is the source of this 1152-nucleotide messenger RNA. RefSeq lists its product as uncharacterized. Bases 1 to 1152 code for a protein of 383 amino acids. The transcript has a single exon. Lineage: Eukaryota; Fungi; Ascomycota; Eurotiomycetes; Eurotiales; Aspergillaceae. The record is from RefSeq and is a predicted model, not a curated record.